CGUGCCCGGCGCUCGCACGGAGGCGCCUGGGCAGAGCUGCCAACCUGCUGCGGGCGGGCAGGCGGGCACAGGGGCGCUCGCAGCCGGCUGGGGCCGCCGGCUCCGCCGCCCUCACCCUUGUCCCAGCCCGGUGCGGCGCGGCCCUGAGCCUCCUGCUGCCGCCCGCCCGGGCACCGGGAGAGACAGAGAGGGGGAGCCAUGGCCGAGGGGGGCGAGGGCGAGGACGAGAUCCAGUUCCUGCGAACUGAUGAUGAAGUGGUUCUGCAGUGCACUGCAACUGUCCAUAAGGAGCAACAGAAACUGUGUCUUGCAGCGGAAGGAUUUGGCAACAGACUUUGCUUUUUGGAAUCCACAUCAAAUUCUAAGAAUGUGCCCCCAGACUUGUCCAUCUGCACCUUUGUGCUGGAACAGUCCCUGUCAGUUCGGGCCCUCCAGGAGAUGCUGGCCAACACAGAGGAAAAGGCGGAAGGGCUAGUUGAUGUGGAAAAAUGGAAAUUUAUGAUGAAGUCUGCACAAGGUGGUGGUCAUCGAACACUGCUCUAUGGGCACGCGAUCCUGUUGCGCCAUUCCUACAGCGGCAUGUAUCUGUGUUGCCUCUCUACAUCUCGGUCUUCAAUGGACAAGCUGGCAUUUGAUGUAGGAUUGCAAGAGGAUACAACAGGUGAGGCGUGCUGGUGGACCAUCCAUCCAGCUUCCAAGCAACGAUCAGAAGGAGAAAAAGUGCGAGUAGGAGAUGAUCUUAUUUUAGUCAGUGUCUCUUCGGAAAGAUACUUGCAUCUCUCUUACGGCAAUGGGAGCUUACAUGUCGAUGCAGCCUUCCAGCAAACACUCUGGAGCGUGGCUCCAAUCAGUUCAGGAAGUGAAGUUGCCCAAGGCUAUCUGAUAGGAGGAGAUGUUCUGACGUUAUUGCAUGGCCACAUGGAUGAAUGCUUGACAGUCCCUUCUGGUGAGCAUGGAGAAGAACAAAGAAGAACCGUCCAUUACGAGGGUGGUGCUGUGUCUAUUCAUGCCCGUUCCCUUUGGCGACUAGAGACGCUAAGAGUUGCGUGGAGUGGCAGCCACAUUAGAUGGGGACAGCCAUUCAGACUAAGACAUAUAACGACAGGGAAAUAUUUAAGCCUCCUGGAUGACAAGAGUCUUCUUCUUACAGACAAAGAGAAAGCAGAUGUAAAAUCUACAGCAUUUUGUUUUCGUUCUUCCAAGGAAAAGUUGGAUGUAGGGACAAGAAAAGAGGUGGAUGGAAUGGGAGCACCUGAAAUAAAAUAUGGGGAUUCGAUAUGCUUCAUACAACAUGUAGACACGGGCUUAUGGCUUACGUACCAGUCUGCUGAUGCGAAGUCUGUGAGAAUGGGAUCUGUGCAGCGCAAGGCAAUAAUGCACCAUGAAGGUCACAUGGAUGAUGGUUUAACAUUGUCCAGAUCUCAACAUGAAGAGUCCCGUACAGCACGUGUCAUUCGUAGUACAGUCUUCCUUUUCAACAGGUUUAUAAGGGGCCUUGAUGCUCUCAGCAAGAAAGUGAAGUCUUCUGCGGUUGAUUUACCCAUUGAGUCGGUCAGUCUGAGCCUCCAAGACUUGAUCGGCUACUUUCACCCUCCUGAUGAACAUCUGGAGCACGAAGACAAGCAAAACAGGCUGCGAGCACUGAAGAAUCGCCAGAACCUCUUUCAAGAAGAGGGUAUGAUCAACCUUGUCCUUGAAUGUAUUGAUCGCUUGAAUGUAUACAGCAGUGCAGCUCAUUUUGCAGAUGUAGCUGGGAAGGAGGCUGGAGAAGCAUGGAAAUCUAUUCUGAAUUCUUUGUAUGAAUUACUAGCGGCUCUGAUUAGAGGGAAUCGUAAAAACUGUGCUCAAUUUUCUGGAUCUCUUGAUUGGUUGAUCAGCAGAUUAGAGAGACUGGAAGCCUCUUCUGGAAUUCUAGAGGUUUUACACUGUGUGUUGGUGGAAAGCCCAGAAGCUCUGAACAUUAUUAAGGAAGGACACAUUAAAUCAAUUAUCUGCCUUUUGGACAAACAUGGAAGAAACCAUAAGGUUUUGGAUGUCUUGUGCUCUCUCUGUGUAUGUCAUGGAGUAGCUGUGCGAUCUAAUCAACAUCUAAUCUGUGACAAUCUCCUGCCAGGAAGAGAUCUACUUUUACAGACACGUCUUGUCAAUCAUGUGAGCAGCAUGCGACCCAACAUCUUCUUGGGGAUUAGUGAAGGUUCUGCCCAAUACAGAAAAUGGUACUAUGAACUCAUGGUGGACCAUCUGGAGCCAUUUGUGACUGCAGAGUCGACUCAUCUUCGAGUGGGCUGGGCAUCAACAGAGGGCUACUCACCAUAUCCUGGCGGAGGAGCAGAAUGCGGAGGAAAUGGUGUUGGUGAUGAUUUGUAUUCUUACGGCUUUGAUGGUCUGCAUCUGUGGUCAGGUUGUGUAGCACGAACAGUAAACUCCCCCAACCAACAUCUGUUAAGAACUGAUGACGUUAUUAGCUGCUGUUUGGAUCUGAGUGCCCCCAGCAUCUCUUUCCGGAUAAAUGGUCAGCCAGUUCAAGGAAUGUUUGAGAAUUUCAACAUAGAUGGCCUAUUCUUCCCAGUUGUCAGCUUCUCAGCAGGAAUAAAGGUGCGUUUCUUGCUCGGAGGUCGCCAUGGAGAGUUCAAAUUCCUUCCUCCACCUGGGUAUGCCCCUUGCUUUGAAGCUGUCCUACCAAAAGAGAAAUUGAAAGUGGAGCACAGCCGGGAGUACAAGCAGGACCGCAGCCACACAAGAGACCUGCUGGGCCCAACUAUCUCUCUGUCUCAAGCAGCUUUCACCCCGGUUCCUGUAGAUACCAGCCAGAUUGUUUUGCCUCCCCACCUGGAAAGGAUUAGAGAAAAAUUAGCUGAAAACAUCCAUGAACUUUGGGUUAUGAAUAAAAUUGAACUUGGUUGGCAGUAUGGACCAGUUAGAGAUGACAACAAAAGACAACACCCGUGCUUAGUGGAGUUCUCAAAAUUGCCAGAGCAGGAAAGAAAUUAUAACUUGCAGAUGUCACUUGAGACGCUCAAAACCCUGCUAGCAUUAGGCUGCCACGUUGGAAUUGCUGAUGAACAUGCGGAAGAAAAAGUGAAAAAAAUGAAACUUCCAAAGAAUUACCAGUUGUCAAGUGGAUACAAACCGGCUCCCAUGGAUCUGAGUUUUGUCAAACUGACCCCCUCUCAAGAGGCUAUGGUGGAUAAGCUAGCAGAGAAUGCUCACAACGUGUGGGCCAGGGACCGUAUCAGGCAAGGCUGGACAUAUGGUAUCCAGCAGGAUGUGAAAAAUCGACGAAAUCCUCGCCUUGUCCCUUAUGCCCUUUUGGAUGAUCGGACCAAGAAGUCAAACAAAGAUAGUCUCCGGGAAGCAGUCCGCACCCUUCUUGGCUAUGGUUACAACCUAGAGGCUCCUGAUCAGGAUCAUGCAACAAGACUCGACAUGUGCAGUGGGAUAAUAGAAAAAUUCAGGAUCUUCCGCACAGAAAAGACUUACGCAGUGAGGGCUGGGAAGUGGUACUUCGAGUUUGAGGCAGUCACUGCAGGAGACAUGAGAGUUGGCUGGACCAGGCCAGGUUGUUUGCCAGAUCAAGAACUUGGCUCAGAUGAAGAAGCUUUUGUUUUUGAUGGCUUUAAGGCACAGCGGUGGCAUCAGGGUAAUGAGCAUUUUGGACGCUCCUGGUUGGCAGGAGACGUCGUUGGUUGUAUGGUCGACAUGAAUGAACACACUAUGAUGUUCACCUUGAAUGGUGAAAUCCUGCUGGAUGACUCAGGUUCGGAACUUGCAUUCAAGGACUUUGAGGUUGGUGAUGGGUUUCUACCUGUGUGCAGCCUGGGCUUAUCUCAAGUGGGAAGAAUGAACUUUGGAAAAGAUGUCAGCACUCUAAAGUAUUUCACGAUCUGUGGCUUACAGGAAGGGUACGAGCCCUUCGCUGUUAAUACAAACAGAGACAUCACCAUUUGGUUGAGCAAAAGACUCCCUCAGUUCCUACCAGUGCCAUUAAACCAUGAGCAUAUUGAGGUGAUGAGAAUUGAUGGCACUAUAGACAGCUGUCCCUGUCUGAAGGUCACGCAGAAGUCCUUUGGUUCGCAGAACAGUAAAACAGAUGUCAUGUUUUUUCGAUUAAGUAUGCCUAUUGAAUGUGCUGAGGUGUUCUCCAGAACAGCUGCAGGAGGAUUACCAGGCAGUGGUCUUUUUGGCCCUAAGAAUGACUUGGAAGAUUAUGAUGCUGAUUCUGAUUUUGAGGUGCUAAUGAAAACUGCUCAUGGUCAUCUAGUACCUGACCGGACUGAAAGAGAAAAAGAUGCCACAAGACCAGAGUUAAACAAUCAUAAAGAUUACACCCAAGAAAAACCUUCACGUCUUAAACAAAGAUUUAUGUUGAGGAGAACAAAGCCUGAUUAUAGCACAAGCCACUCUGCACGACUUACUGAGGAUGUGCUAGCAGAUGAUAGGGAUGACUAUGAUUAUUUGAUGCAAACUUCCACGUACUAUUAUUCAGUGAGAAUAUUUCCUGGUCAAGAACCUGCUAAUGUCUGGGUGGGGUGGAUUACAUCUGACUUUCAUCAGUAUGACACAUGCUUUGACUUGGAUAGAGUGCGCACUGUCACAGUUACACUGGGAGAUGAGAAGGGGAAGGUUCAUGAGAGUAUCAAACGCAGCAACUGCUAUAUGGUGUGUGCAGGAGAGAGCAUGAGUCCUGGACAAGGGCGCAAUAAUAAUGGGCUGGAGAUUGGUUGCUUGGUUGAUGCUGCCAGUGGUCUGCUGACCUUCACAGCUAAUGGCAAGGAACUAGGCACAUAUUAUCAGGUUGAACCAAGUACUAAGCUCUUUCCUGCUGUAUUUGCUCAAGCUACAAGCCCCAAUGUUUUCCAGUUUGAAUUGGGAAGAAUAAAGAAUGUGAUGCCAUUAUCUGCUGGCUUAUUCAAAAGUGAACACAAAAACCCAGUCUCUCAAUGCCCUCCGCGUCUCCAUGUCCAGUUUUUGACUCACGUGCUUUGGAGCAGAGUGCCAAACCAUUUCCUGAAGGUUGAUGUCUCUCGGAUCAGUGAACGACAAGGCUGGAUGAUACAGUGCUUGAAUCCUUUGCAGUUCAUGGCCCUUCAUAUUCCAGAAGAAAACAGGACAAUUGAUAUUUUAGAGCUGACAGAACAAGAAGAAUUGCUAAAAUUUCACUAUCAUACCCUCCGAUUGUAUUCAGCUGUUUGUGCUUUAGGGAACAACCGGGUGGCCCAUGCUAUGUGUAGCCAUGUGGAUGAGUCUCAGCUCCUGUAUGCAAUUGAGAAUAAAUAUAUGCCAGGAUUAUUACGUGCAGGAUAUUAUGACUUACUCAUUGACAUCCAUCUCAAUACCUAUGCCACUGCAAGGUUAAUGAUGAAUAAUGAAUUUAUUGUUCCAAUGACAGAUGAGACCAAGAGUAUUACCUUGUUUCCUGAUGAAAACAAAAAGCACGGCCUCCCUGGUAUAGGACUGAGCACUUCCUUAAGGCCAAGAAUGCAGUUCUCCUCCCCGAGUUUUGUAAGCAUUAGCAGUGAAUGUUUUCAGUUUAGUCCUGAAUUCCCCCUGGAAAUCUUGAAGGCGAAAACAAUAGAGAUGCUGACUGAAGCUGUUCAGGAGGGCAGCCUCCAUGUUAGAGAUCCGGUUGGAGGCUCUACCGAAUUUCUUUUUGUCCCUCUCAUCAAGCUGUUUUACACCCUCCUAAUUAUGGGAAUCUUCCAUAACGGGGAUCUGAAACACAUCUUGCAGUUGAUUGAGCCCCGGGUUUUCAAAGAAGCUAUGAGUCGGGAAGAUGAAAGUGAUUUCUCAGAGAAGGAGCUGAGUUCGGAGGAGCUCAAGGCAGAAGAAGGAGAGGAAGAAACCAAAGGGGAGCAAGUGCCAAAGGAAGGACUCCUUCAGAUGAAACUUCCUGAACCUGUUAAAUUACAGAUGUGUCAUCUACUCCAGUACCUGUGUGAUUGCCAGGUACGGCACCGGAUAGAAGCCAUUGUAGCAUUUUCUGAUGAUUUUGUGGCCAGGCUUCAAGAGAAUCAGCGCUUCCGGUACAAUGAAGUGAUGCAGGCCUUGAAUAUGUCUGCUGCCCUGACAGCUCGGAAAACAAAAGAAUUUCGUUCCCCACCUCAGGAACAGAUAAACAUGCUGCUGAACUUUAAAGAUGAUAAAAAUGAUUGUCCUUGCCCUGAAGAAAUUCGAGAUCAACUCUUGGAUUUCCAUGAAGACCUAAUGGCACACUGUGGAAUUGAGCUAGAUGAAGAUGGAACCUUGGAUGGAAACAAUGAUUUAACAAUUAGGGGUCGCCUCCUAUAUCUUAUGGAAAAAGUCACAUAUCUGAAGAAGAAGCAAGCUGAGAAGCCAAUCGCUGAUGAUGCCAAGACAUCCUCUACUCUUCAGCAGUUGAUUUCAGACACAAUGGUACGCUGGGCCCAGGAGUCAGUAAUAGAAGACCCGGAGUUAGUGAGGGCCAUGUUUGUAUUGCUACAUCGCCAAUAUGAUGGUAUUGGUGGCUUGGUUCGAGCCCUACCAAAGACCUACACCAUAAAUAGUGUGUCAGUGGAAGACACAAUCAAUCUUCUAGCAUCCCUCGGCCAAAUCCGUUCCUUGCUCAGUGUCAGAAUGGGGAAGGAGGAAGAAAAACUUAUGAUUCGUGGAUUAGGAGACAUCAUGAAUAAUAAAGUAUUUUACCAACAUCCAAAUCUCAUGAGAGCUCUAGGCAUGCACGAGACAGUCAUGGAAGUGAUGGUAAAUGUGCUUGGUGGAGGAGAAUCCAAGGAAAUCACUUUUCCAAAGAUGGUGGCAAACUGCUGUCGUUUUUUAUGUUAUUUUUGCCGCAUUAGCAGGCAGAAUCAAAAAGCUAUGUUUGAUCAUCUUAGCUAUUUAUUGGAAAACAGCAGUGUUGGGCUUGCCUCUCCUUCUAUGCGAGGAUCAACUCCUUUAGAUGUUGCAGCAGCAUCUGUGAUGGAUAACAAUGAACUUGCACUAGCUUUAAGGGAACCAGAUCUUGAAAAGGUGGUUCGCUACUUGGCUGGAUGUGGGUUGCAGAGUUGUCCUUUGCUGGUUUCUAAAGGCUACCCAGACAUUGGAUGGAAUCCAGUUGAAGGAGAGCGAUAUUUGGAUUUUCUUCGUUUUGCUGUUUUUUGCAAUGGCGAGAGCGUGGAGGAGAAUGCGAACGUUGUAGUCAGGCUGCUUAUCCGUCGACCUGAAUGUUUUGGUCCAGCUCUAAGAGGAGAAGGAGGCAAUGGGUUACUUGCUGCCAUGGAGGAAGCAAUACAAAUAUCGGAAGAUCCAACAAGAGAUGGACCUUCUCCAAGUAAUGGAUCUAGUAAAACCCUUGAAAUGGAAGAGCAGGAAGAUGACACUAUUCACAUGGGAAAUGCCAUCAUGACCUUUUAUGCAGCUUUGAUUGAUCUCUUAGGACGUUGUGCCCCUGAAAUGCAUCUAAUCCAUGCAGGUAAAGGGGAAGCCAUUAGAAUCAGAUCAAUUCUACGGUCUUUGAUUCCAUUGGAAGAUUUGGUGGGCGUAAUUAGUAUUCCUUUCCACAUGCCGACCAUAGCUAAAGAUGGUACUGUGGUGGAACCUGACAUGUCUGCGGGGUUUUGCCCAGAUCACAAGGCAGCCAUGGUUUUGUUCCUUGACAGGGUCUAUGGAAUUGAGGACCAGGAUUUUCUUCUACAUCUUCUUGAAGUUGGCUUUCUGCCAGACCUUCGUGCUGCUGCUUCGUUAGAUACAGCUGCUUUAAGUGCUACAGAUAUGGCUUUGGCUCUGAAUCGAUACCUUUGCACUGCCGUCUUGCCUUUGUUGACCAGAUGUGCUCCUCUUUUUGCUGGCACAGAGCACCAUGCUUCCCUCAUUGAUUCCUUAUUACAUACCGUGUACAGACUGUCAAAAGGCUGCUCUCUUACCAAAGCUCAGCGAGAUUCCAUCGAAGAGUGUUUACUCUCUAUCUGUGGGCAGUUGAGGCCUUCCAUGAUGCAGCAUUUGCUGAGAAGAUUAGUAUUUGAUGUCCCUCUAUUAAAUGAACAUGCAAAGAUGCCUCUCAAGUUGCUGACAAAUCAUUAUGAAAGAUGCUGGAAGUAUUAUUGUUUACCAGGUGGAUGGGGUAACUUUGGUGCUGCAUCAGAAGAAGAACUUCAUUUAUCCAGAAAGUUGUUCUGGGGCAUUUUUGAUGCCUUGUCUCAAAAGAAGUAUGAACAAGAACUCUUCAAACUGGCCUUGCCUUGUCUGAGUGCAGUUGCAGGGGCCUUACCUCCAGACUAUAUGGAAUCAAAUUAUGUCAGUACGAUGGAAAAACAGUCUUCAAUGGAUUCAGAUGGGAAUUUUAACCCUCAACCUGUUGAUACCUCAAACAUUACAAUCCCUGAAAAGCUAGACUAUUUCAUUAACAAAUAUGCAGAACACUCUCAUGAUAAAUGGUCAAUGGAAAAGUUUGCCAAUGGAUGGGUAUAUGGUGAAACAUAUUCUGAGUCUGCAAAAGUGCAACCAUUAAUGAAACAAUAUAAAUUAUUGUCCGAAAAGGAGAAAGAAAUUUAUCGAUGGCCAAUAAAAGAAUCACUGAAAACCAUGCUGGCAUGGGGAUGGAGGAUUGAAAGAACACGGGAAGGAGACUCCAUGGCUCUCUAUAAUCGAACACGUCGCAUAUCUCAAACCAGUCAGAUCUCUGUAGAUACAGCCCAUGGUUACAGCCCUCGAGCAAUUGACAUGAGCAAUGUCACCCUCUCCAGAGACGUUCAUGCUAUGGCUGAGAUGAUGGCUGAAAACUACCAUAACACAUGGGCAAAGAAAAAGAAAAUGGAGCUUGAAGCAAAAGUAGGAGGCGGCAACCAUCCUCUUCUGGUUCCCUAUGAUACACUCACAGCCAAAGAAAAAGCCAAGGACAGAGAAAAAGCACAGGAUAUUCUAAAAUUUCUACAGAUUAAUGGAUAUGUUGUCUCCAGAGGACUUAAGGACCUGGAAUUAGACACGCCUUCCAUCGAGAAACGCUUUGCCUACAGUUUUCUUCAGCAGCUUAUAAGAUAUGUGGAUGAAGCCCAUCAAUACAUUCUGGAGUUUGAUGGUGGCAGCAGAGGCAAAGGAGAGCACUUCCCAUAUGAACAAGAAAUCAAGUUCUUUGCCAAAGUUGUGCUCCCUUUGAUUGAUCAGUAUUUCAAAAAUCAUCGCCUCUAUUUCUUAUCUGCAGCAAGUAGGCCUCUCAGCAGUGGAGGCCAUGCCUCUAAUAAGGAGAAAGAAAUGGUGACAAGCCUGUUCUGCAAACUUGGAGUUCUUGUCAGGCAUAGGAUUUCACUGUUUGGAAAUGAUGCAGCAUCAAUCGUCAACUGUCUUCAUAUAUUGGGCCAGACCUUGGAUGCAAGGACUGUGAUGAAAACUGGUCUGGAGUCUGUUAAGAUGGCAUUGAGAGCAUUUUUGGACAAUGCUGCUGAAGAUCUGGAGAAAACAAUGGAAAAUCUUAAGCAAGGCCAGUUUACACACACCAGAAGCCAGCCAAAGGGAGUGACACAAAUCAUUAAUUAUACCACAGUGGCUCUCCUACCAGUGCUAUCUUCAUUAUUUGAGCAUAUUGGACAGCACCAGUUCGGGGAAGAUUUAAUAUUGGAAGAUGUUCAGGUCUCUUGUUACAGAAUAUUGGCCAGUUUAUAUGCUCUGGGAACUAGCAAGAGUAUCUAUGUAGAGCGGCAAAGAUCAGCACUAGGAGAAUGCUUGGCUGCUUUUUCGGGUGCAUUUCCAGUGGCUUUUUUGGAAACUCACUUGAACAAACAUAAUACCUACUCAAUUUACAAUACCAAGAAUGCAAGAGACAGAGCAGUUCUCAAUUUGCCUGCUAGUGUAGAAGAGGUCUGCCCAAAUAUUCCUUCCUUGGUAAAACUAAUGGAAGAAAUUGUGGAACUAGCAGAGUCUGGUAUUCGUUACACACAAAUGCCACAUAUAAUGGAAGUGAUACUGCCUAUGCUAUGUAGUUACAUGUCACACUGGUGGGAACAUGGGCCAGAAAACAACCCUGACAAGGCUGAAAUGUGUUGUACGGCCUUGACGUCAGAGCACAUGAACACUCUGUUGGGUAACAUACUGAAAAUCAUCUAUAACAACCUUGGUAUUGAUGAAGGAGCAUGGAUGAAGAGAUUAGCAGUGUUUUCCCAGCCCAUCAUAAGCAAAGCGAAGCCCCAGCUCUUAAAGACACACUUCCUGCCACUGAUGGAUAAGCUAAAGAAAAAAGCAGCAGUGGUUGUAUCGGAUGAAGAACACCUAAGAGCAGAAGGCAGAGGUGACAUGUCGGAGGCUGAACUGCUCAUCCUAGAUGAGUUCACCACUUUGGCACGGGACCUCUAUGCCUUCUACCCUUUGUUGAUUAGAUUUGUGGACUAUAACAGGGCAAAAUGGCUAAAAGAGCCCAAUCCUGAGGCCGAGGAGUUGUUCCGCAUGGUGGCUGAGGUCUUCAUUUACUGGUCAAAAUCUCAUAAUUUUAAAAGGGAAGAGCAGAACUUUGUGGUACAAAAUGAAAUCAACAACAUGUCUUUCCUUAUCACUGACACCAAAUCAAAGAUGUCCAAGGCAGCAGUUUCUGACCAGGAGAGAAAGAAGAUGAAGCGCAAAGGUGACCGGUAUUCCAUGCAGACCUCGCUCAUUGUGGCAGCACUGAAGAGAUUGCUUCCCGUUGGCCUAAAUAUUUGUGCCCCUGGAGACCAAGAGCUAAUUGCACUGGCCAAAAAUCGAUUCAGCAUGAAAGAUACUGAGGAUGAAGUUCGAGAUGCCAUCCGCAGUAAUCUUCAUCUCCAGGGCAAGCUUGAGGAUCCUGCCAUUAGGUGGCAGAUGGCACUUUACAAAGAUUUACCAAACAGGACUGAAGAUUCUUCAGAUCCAGAGAAGACAGUGGAAAGAGUUCUUGAUAUAGCUAAUGUACUGUUUCACCUGGAGCAGAGAUCUGCUUGUGUAGGCCGAGGCUAUUUCUUUUGGGUUGAGCAUCCUCAGCGAUCCAAAAAAGCAGUGUGGCAUAAACUGUUGUCUAAACAGAGGAAAAGAGCAGUAGUUGCCUGCUUUAGAAUGGCACCAUUGUAUAAUCUUCCUAGGCACCGAGCUGUCAAUCUCUUUCUUCAAGGCUAUGAUAAAUCUUGGAUUGAAACAGAAGAACACUAUUUUGAAGAUAAACUGAUAGAAGACUUAGCAAAACCUGGAGAGGAACCACCAGAAGACGAUGAAGGCCUUAAAAGAGUUGAUCCUUUACAUCAACUUAUUCUGCUAUUCAGUCGAACAGCCUUAACUGAAAAAUGCAAAUUGGAUGAAGAUUUCCUGUACAUGGCUUAUGCUGACAUUAUGGCAAAGAGCUGUCAUGAUGAAGAAGAUGAUGAUGGUGAAGAGGAAGUGAAGAGCUUUGAAGAAAAAGAAAUGGAAAAGCAAAAGCUUCUGUACCAGCAAGCCAGGCUGCAUGACCGGGGUGCUGCUGAGAUGGUUCUUCAGACAAUCAGUGCUAGUAAAGGUGAGAUGGGGCCAAUGGUUGCAGCUACCCUAAAGCUAGGGAUUGCCAUCUUAAAUGGAGGAAAUUCUACAGUUCAACAGAAAAUGCUUGACUACUUGAAGGAUAAAAAGGAUGUGGGUUUCUUUCAGAGCCUUGCUGGUCUUAUGCAGUCCUGUAGUGUUCUUGACCUAAACGCAUUUGAACGUCAAAACAAAGCAGAAGGCCUUGGCAUGGUGACUGAAGAGGGAUCAGGAGAAAAGGUGAUGCAGGAUGAUGAAUUCACGUGUGACCUCUUCCGCUUCCUCCAAUUGCUCUGUGAAGGGCAUAAUUCAGAUUUUCAGAAUUACCUGAGAACUCAGACUGGUAACAACACAACUGUUAAUAUUAUCAUUUCCACAGUGGAUUACUUAUUGAGAGUUCAGGAAUCCAUUAGUGAUUUCUAUUGGUAUUAUUCUGGGAAGGAUGUUAUUGAUGAGCAAGGACAGCGAAACUUUUCCAAAGCCAUCCAGGUUGCAAAACAAGUUUUCAAUACUCUCACAGAGUAUAUCCAGGGACCAUGUACUGGGAACCAGCAGAGUCUGGCACACAGCCGGCUGUGGGAUGCAGUGGUUGGUUUUCUUCAUGUAUUUGCCCACAUGCAGAUGAAACUGUCCCAGGAUUCCAGUCAAAUUGAAUUAUUGAAAGAAUUAAUGGAUCUUCAGAAGGAUAUGGUUGUCAUGCUGCUGUCUAUGCUGGAAGGUAAUGUUGUGAAUGGAACUAUUGGCAAGCAGAUGGUUGAUAUGCUUGUGGAAUCGUCCAACAACGUGGAGAUGAUUCUGAAGUUUUUUGAUAUGUUCUUAAAACUGAAGGAUUUGACUUCCUCUGAUGCAUUCAAAGAAUAUGACCCUGAUGGUAAAGGCAUAAUUUCAAAGAGGGAUUUUCACAAGGCAAUGGAAAGCCAUAAGCAUUACACUCAGUCUGAAACUGAGUUUCUACUAUCAUGUGCUGAAACAGAUGAGAAUGAGACCCUGGACUAUGAGGAGUUUGUGAAACGAUUCCACGAACCUGCCAAAGACAUUGGUUUCAAUGUUGCUGUUCUCCUGACCAACCUCUCAGAACACAUGCCCCAUGACACCCGCUUACAGACUUUUCUUGAGCUCUCGGAAAGUGUCCUGAAUUAUUUUCAGCCCUUCCUUGGACGCAUAGAAAUCAUGGGCAGUGCAAAACGCAUUGAACGAGUUUAUUUUGAAAUAAGUGAGUCAAGUCGGACUCAGUGGGAGAAACCUCAGGUAAAAGAAUCAAAGAGACAAUUUAUAUUUGAUGUUGUAAAUGAAGGAGGAGAGAAAGAAAAGAUGGAGCUUUUUGUUAAUUUCUGUGAGGAUACCAUCUUUGAAAUGCAACUGGCUGCUCAGAUCUCUGAAUCAGAUCUGAAUGAAAGGUCAGCAAGUAAAGAGGAGAAUGAGAAAGAUAAACCUGAGGAACAGGAUCCUAGAAUGGGGUUUUUCUCUCUUGUGACUAUGAAAUCAGCAUUAGUAGCCCUCAAGUAUAAUUUACUCACUCUUAUGAAAAUGCUCAGCAUGAAGAGCCUAAAGAAGCAAAUGAAAAAGAUGAAGAAAAUGACUGUGAAGGACAUGAUCUUGGCUUUGUUUUCUUCUUAUUGGAGCAUUUUGAUGGGCUUACUGCAUUUUGCAUGUAGCGUCUUCCGAGGCUUUUUUCGCAUUGUGUGCAGUUUGCUACUUGGAGGAAGCCUAGUAGAAGGAGCAAAGAAAAUCAAGGUGGCUGAGCUAUUAGCUAAUAUGCCAGAUCCCACUCAGGAUGAGGUGCGUGGGGAAGGAGAAGAAGGGGAGAGGAAACCAACAGAAACUGCCUUGCCUACAGAAGACCUGACAGAUUUGAGAACUUUAUCAGAUGAUAGUGAUCUACUCUCAGAUAUAUUUGGUUUGGAUUUGAAACGAGAAGGUGGCCAGUAUAAACUGAUCCCUCAUAAUCCAAAUGCUGGUUUGAGUGAUUUAUUGAGCACUCCUUCCUUAGUUCCAAUGCCUGAGGUGCAGGAAAAAAUACAGGAGCAGGUGAAAGAAGAUGAAAAGGAAGAGAAGGAAGAAACCAAAUCUGAACCUGAAAAAGCAGAAGGAGAAGAUGGGGAAAAAGAAGACAAAGCCAAGGAAGACAAAGGAAAACAGAAACUAAGACAGCUUCAUACUCACAGAUAUGGAGAGCCAGAAGUUCAGGAAUCAGCUUUUUGGAAAAAAAUCAUUGCAUAUCAGCAGAAGCUUCUUAACUAUUUUGCUCGAAACUUUUAUAACAUGAGGAUGUUGGCGUUGUUUGUUGCUUUUGCCAUCAACUUCAUCCUGCUCUUCUAUAAGGUCUCCACCUCUGCUGUGCCAGAAGAAAAGGAAGUUCCUGUGGUGCCUGCUGGUGAAAGCUCCAAGUUGAACAGCCUUGAAAGUGAUAGCAACAGGGUCAUUGCAGUGCAUUAUGUCCUGGAAGAAAGCAGUGGCUACAUGGAGCCCACACUGCGGAUUUUGGCCAUCCUACACACAGUCAUCUCCUUCUUUUGCAUCAUAGGAUACUACUGUUUGAAAGUUCCGUUGGUUAUUUUUAAGCGGGAAAAGGAAGUGGCAAGGAAAUUGGAAUUUGAUGGGCUGUAUAUAACUGAACAGCCCUCAGAAGAUGAUAUUAAAGGGCAGUGGGACAGACUUGUUAUCAACACACAGUCUUUUCCAAACAAUUAUUGGGACAAAUUUGUGAAAAGAAAGGUCAUGGAUAAAUAUGGUGAGUUCUAUGGCCGUGACAGAAUCAGUGAGUUACUAGGAAUGGACAAAGCUGCUCUCGAUUUUAGUGAUGCUCGAGAAAAGAAGAAACCAAAGAAAGAUAGCUCCUUAUCCGCUGUGUUAAAUUCCAUUGACGUUAAGUAUCAGAUGUGGAAAUUAGGAGUUGUUUUCACUGAUAAUUCUUUCCUUUACCUAGCUUGGUACAUGACCAUGUCAGUCCUUGGCCAUUACAACAAUUUUUUCUUUGCUGCUCAUCUCCUUGACAUUGCAAUGGGAUUCAAGACAUUACGAACUAUCCUGUCAUCAGUGACUCACAAUGGCAAACAGCUUGUGCUAACAGUGGGAUUACUGGCUGUAGUUGUAUACUUGUACACAGUAGUGGCAUUCAAUUUUUUCCGCAAGUUCUACAACAAGAGUGAAGACGGUGAUAUGCCAGAUAUGAAAUGUGAUGAUAUGCUAACAUGCUACAUGUUUCACAUGUAUGUUGGAGUGCGGGCAGGUGGAGGCAUCGGUGAUGAAAUAGAGGAUCCAGCAGGAGAUGAAUAUGAAAUCUAUCGGAUUAUCUUUGAUAUCACUUUCUUUUUCUUUGUGAUUGUCAUCCUCCUGGCGAUUAUACAAGGUUUAAUUAUUGAUGCUUUUGGUGAGUUAAGAGAUCAGCAAGAGCAAGUUAAGGAAGAUAUGGAGACAAAAUGCUUUAUCUGUGGAAUAGGAAAUGACUACUUCGAUACAGUGCCCCAUGGCUUUGAAACACACACACUACAGGAGCACAACUUGGCCAAUUAUCUGUUUUUCUUGAUGUAUCUUAUUAACAAAGAUGAAACAGAGCAUACAGGGCAGGAAUCCUACGUAUGGAAAAUGUACCAAGAACGAUGCUGGGAGUUUUUCCCUGCUGGUGAUUGCUUCCGAAAACAAUACGAAGACCAGCUAAACUAAGCAGAGAUGAGGAUUUCCACUUGAAAAUAUGUCCCUGUAUUUCCCAGCUCUGCUGGGAAUGUCUAAAAGAUUUCUUAAAGUCCCAAAGCUAUGUGCUUUUUGGAGCACCAAAGCUCUGUUUUUAAUGAUCUGACUGCGCUUUUAUUUUCCUGUGUAUUUGCUUUGAGAACACUGGAGUAAAGAACAAUGAAAAAUAACAGCAGCUCUGGAAAGCACUCACACACACACACACACACACACACACAGGCGCACGCAAAAUAUCCGUAUACAUAACAUGUACACAUAAAAAGAGACUUAAGACAGCUUAUUUCUGAAACUGCCAGAUGACGCCCUUGUCUAUGAGAUCUCACAUGGGGUGGCAUGGCAGCAACACCCAUUCAAUCUGUUUAUUUCAUCAUCCUGGAAGGAACUAUAUUUAGUUCACGGAGCACUGUACAAGAUUGUUGUGGACACUAAGCUGUGGGGAAAUAGUGCCUUACUAUAUGUGGGUUGAGCUAUGCAGAAGAUGAGUGCAUGGUGACAUCUUUUUUUUUUUUUCUUUACAUUUUCCCUUUCUUCCGAGUUAAUAUUUAUUUUGUGUUCUUGGUGGGUUUGGGAGGAAGGAAUUUGGUUGUGCACAUCUUUUUAAUAAGACUGGAGUGUCUUGGGACAAGAGUGGGUUAUUUUCAUCAAGCUGAUUUCACGUUUAUCUUCCUCCUUAGCUCUUGCUCUUAUUUUGGUAAUGCUCUGAUGCAACACUGCAACUUUAUGAAAUCUUUGUAUAAGAACAAGACGACUGCAAAAAACACUUUAACAAGAAAUGUUUCAUUGCAUGUUUAUUAUGCAAGUUUAAAACAAUCAAAAAAACAACCUUCAGAAGCAAGUUGAUCAACAUAAGAAAAACAUUCACAAUAAUAUAUCCAUAGUAAUAAAGUGUUGUGGGCUUUAUUGUACAUUUGGAACGAGUGUCAUCAGCCAACAAUGUAUAUGUUAUGAAUUUGACGGUAGUUUUGGUUUCUUUUCUUUUUCUUUCUUUCAUUUCUGCCACCUGUGAUCGAUAGUGGAGUUGAAGAUUUUCUUGUUAAAUUAUUUUUUAAAAUCAAAGCUGAAGCAAUAUCCAUUCAGGGAUUCCAUCUGUUGCAUCAUGAAACACCAAUGAUGUGUACAUCACUCCAUUUUGAGUCCUUUCCAGUUGUAAUGCCAGUCUUUACAAAUAAAAAGACAGAUUCAGAAUGGAAGCAA
Rhea pennata is the source of this 16326-nucleotide messenger RNA. RefSeq names its product ryanodine receptor 2 (gene RYR2). Gene Ontology annotation, cellular component: calcium channel complex; sarcolemma; Z disc. Bases 199 to 15105 code for a protein of 4968 amino acids. The record is from RefSeq and is a predicted model, not a curated record. The transcript has 105 exons. Gene Ontology annotation, biological process: intracellular calcium ion homeostasis; striated muscle contraction; release of sequestered calcium ion into cytosol by sarcoplasmic reticulum. Gene Ontology annotation, molecular function: calcium ion binding; protein binding; ryanodine-sensitive calcium-release channel activity. NCBI's taxonomy places the organism in Eukaryota, Metazoa, Chordata, Aves, Rheiformes, Rheidae.